Molecule: messenger RNA, 450 nt
Organism: Phoenix dactylifera (date palm)
Lineage: Eukaryota; Viridiplantae; Streptophyta; Magnoliopsida; Arecales; Arecaceae
Source: RefSeq, a predicted model, not a curated record
AUGUCUUCUGAUCUCAAUGGUCUCCUCAGUGCAAACCACAUGGAAGGAAACAAAUGGCUGCCCCACAAGAUCGCACAUGCCACUCUGAAAGGGCCGAAUGUGGUCAAAGAGAUCUGCAUUGGAAUAACGCUGGGCAUUCUCGCCGGUAGCAUGUGGAAGAUGCAUCACUGGAACGAGCAGAGGAAGACCCGAGCCUUCUAUGAUAUGCUCGAAAAAGGGCAGAUAAGCGUUGUUGCUGCUGAAGAAUAGAUUACGCACGUCUUCUCCCUUUUGAAGGAUGUUUAGUUUGGCAACUUUUUUCUCUCCAAAGUUGAGGGUAAUCAUAUGAAUUGAUUUGAUCUGUUGCUGGCCAUUGAAUAAGUUCAAGUCAUGGAUUCUGAGAAACUUUACACACUCUUUUUGAUUUGAAAUGGAGUGAUUAGUUGGAAUUUUUUAUUAGCCUCUCUCUAA